Effrenium voratum is the source of this 1953-nucleotide messenger RNA. The record is from the annotation of a GenBank genome assembly. NCBI's taxonomy places the organism in Eukaryota, Dinophyceae, Suessiales, Symbiodiniaceae.
AUGUUGGCCGCGCAACUAUUUGAGCGUGCGUCGUCUCGCCGAGGUGGUCCCGCCGACUUGGACUGCGUGCUGGGCAAGCUGUAUGCGCCCAGCGAGGAGCAGGCAGUUGCAGAUGCAGAACUGUCGCGGCUGCCAGCGCCGCUGCACCCACCACAGCCCAGUGACUUCGAGGGAUUGCUGCAGCGAGGUGAGGGCCUGUUCGACGUGCCCCUGACUAGCAAGGACGAGAUCGCGAUUUUAGGCAGCAGGGAAGGCCGCCUGGCGCUGGUGGCCUUCCUGCAGGGGAUUCCAGCGCGGGUGCUGGCAGUGGAGCGGGAUGUGGCGUUGCAAAGCCGGGCCUUGCUGGCCUUGAGGCGCUUGAGGGACUUCUUGAACAGCUUCGGCGGUGGCUACGCCGACCAGAAUGAGCAAUGUCGCGAUCUUGCUGCCAAAGGCGAGUGCGCUGGAAACUCUAAGUACAUGGCCGCCAAUUGCUCCCGAUCCUGCUACAACAGGACGACACAACCCACCAGCCUCCACUGGAAUGGCAUAGAGGUGCGGAUGGACGCUGCGAAUCUCUCCGAGGCGAAGCUGGUCAUCCUGGAGGAUGCGCCCCGCGGUCCCGAUCAACGGGACAUGGCGGCGUGGGGCCAACUCUCGGAGCUCGCCGUGGGCACUGCGGUGUGGAGCCCCCAGCCGCUGCCGUCCGCUGCCGGGUUGGCGCCGCUGCGGCGCAUUCCCGCGUGCCACGUGUACCUCCGGGUGCCCCGGGCACCAGAGGCGCUAAGCCCCAAGUGGCCCCUCACAGUGGAGGAGGCGUCCAGACUCUACCAGGCGGCGCAGGAAGAGCUCCAGCAGCUGGGCGCCUUGAAACUCUCCGGCGCGGUGCUCUCCGAGGGUCGCUUCUCCCAGGCGGCGGAGAAGCGCUACGGCGCCCGGGGCUCCGCGGGGGAGCGCCUGGCGCGGGCCUUCGGGGCGCCCAGCGCCAAGCUGGGCUCCGCGCCAGACUGGUGCCGCUGCCGGCCUCGCGCAGACACCUUCGAGGUCGGGGCGUUGAGUUUGCUCGGCAUGUUCUUGGUGGCGGUGCCGGGUGAGGACUGUGCGUUGCCGCCCUGCAGUGCCGCCGACCAGCUCUUGGCUCUAGCCACGGCCCAGCUCCGGCGGCAGCUCCUGGCGGGCAACGCGCAGAGCCCAGAUCUGCCGCCGCAGGUGCUGCGGGACUUGGGGUGCCUAAGGCUCUCGGACCAGCGCACGCUGCUGCACGCGGCCCUUACCCGCAAGGACCUGCAGCUGGCGCGGGCGGCGCUCCGCGCCCAGGGCGCCGGGGGCCUCUUCUGCCGCGACGGCGCCGGGCGCAGCGCCCUGCACUUCGCGGCGGCGCUGGAAGCGCCGGAGGCGCCGGCGGCGGCGGAGGCGGAGGAGGCAAACAACAGCGGAGCACUUCAAAGGCGAGUGACCGCCAGCGAGGCAACGGAGUGGGUGCUGCAGCAGAUGCGUGCCAAUGCGCCGGAGAUGCUGACUGCAGUGGACUUCUUCGGCAGGAGACGGCCCUCUUCACCGCCCGCAGCGGCGCGGCGCUCCGCGCGCUGCUGGCGGCGCCGGAGCUCAAGGCGAAGGCCGCCGCGCAGGACGCGGCCGGGCGCGGGCUGCUGUGGCACGCGGCGGCGCUGGGGCGCACCGACAUCGUCGAAGAGCUCCUGUGCACCAAACGCGAGAAAGGUAAGCCGGCAAAACCAAAGCUGGAUUGGCCGCCGGCGAGCGCCUGGAAGGAGUUUGCCAGCUCCCCGCUGGUGGCGGCAGCCCAGCAGCUGGCCAAGCCCCUGUGCGACAAGGCGCCCCAAGAGGCAGCGAAGACGCUGGAGCUGCUGAUGAGCUGCGGAGGUUUCAACCAGACGGGCCUCAACGGCAGCACCUUGGAGGUGGCGAAGCAGCUCUGCGCUCAACGAGGAGCGUGAGCAGCAAAAUCGCGGGGGC